GGAAGUGGCGUCACGGGGAGCGGAGGGGAGCGCGCCCAGCCCCCAUGGAGGAUCCCGCGCCGGAGACGCAGCAGCUGCGCAGCCUGCGGGACUUCCUGCUGGUCUACAACCGGAUGACGGAGCUCUGCUUCCAGCGCUGCGUGGCCGACCUCAACUACCGCGCCCUGACCCGCCACGAGGAGGCCUGCCUGGACGGCUGCGCCGGGAAGCUGGUGCGCUCCAACCACCGCCUGAUGGCCGCCUACGUGCAGCUGAUGCCCUCCCUGGUCCAGCGCAGGAUCGCCGACUAUGAGGCCGCCGGACGCGACCCCGCCGCCCUCCCGGGGCCCGACGCCUCUUGACCCGCCUGUGCCCGCGCCGCCUCCGCGAUGCCCGUUUUGGGAGGAGCGCUCGGAGGCCCCGAAGAGCGCCGGGAAGCCCCGCGGGCGCAGGUAUCCUUCGAGCGGAGGAGAAGCGGCAGCGGCUGCAGGAGGACGGCUGAAGGGGGACCGCUUGGGAGCUGAGACGGGCCCCUUAGGAAAAACGGGCUUUUCCCAAGGCCCGGCUGAGUCGCCAGCUGAAGGAGGCGCUGCCCACCAGACGCCCGAAGGGCUCAAGGGGAGCUUUCCGUGGCUGAGAAGCAUCCUGGGCCAGGCGAAGGCCCUUGGGGCCCUUGAAACCCAGCCUUCAAAGCUCUUUGCUAACCCCCACCUCUGUUUACCAGAGGCUGCUUCUCCCUUUCCCAAGCCGAGGUGGAGGCAAGAGCCUAAAACGCCCCUACCUGAAGGAUCCUGGUCAAGGACCAUGCCCGGCCCUGGACUGGGUGCUUGGAGGAGGACUCUGACAAUCUAGAAUUGGCACCGGUGGAAUCUGUUGUCCUAAAGGGUGCCUCAGGUGGCCUUGCCUCUCCAAAAUGGCUCAGGAAGUCCCCAUGCCUGAUACCUGAGAUCCAUUGCGCCGCUGAGCAUUAAGCUUAAUUGGUUAUGCUUAAGUGAGCAUUAAGCAGGCCUGGCCUGGCCUGAGCCACAGCACUGGGUUUUCCUGAGGCACACUUGCUUCCAAUGUGACAGGGAGGGCCUGCGGGCUGGUGGUCUUUCAGGGGGCCUGUGAGAUCAUUGCUUUGAGGCUGGCAGCAGCAGCAGGACCAAGACCCUUCUCCCUCGCAUGGCAUGUGGGAUGCGAGGCAGGAGUGUAUUAAGGUCCUGGAAGGCCCCAUCACACAGCAUUCCUGCUAGAAGAGCUGCAGGGUGGUCCUGGGGAUCCAGAGAGGUGAGGGGCUCUGUUCAAGCAGAGGCUUUCAUAGCAGGUAGCCUGAACGUAUCUAGGGAAGGCGACCCUUUAAUGUAACUGUAUUCAACCUCUGGGAACCCACUGGAUGAUGUGUUGAGCUGUUCAAAGGAAGGUAACUUCCUGGCUUCUGGUAACCAUGGGGCAACGGUGGAAAAGUGGCUUUCCACUGCUUUUUCCUAGUCUGGUCUAAUGGCGAGGCCUGAGUUAAAAGACACAAUUGGUUAGAUUGGAUUUUUUUAUUACAUGUUAAAUUCAGUAAUUGAAUUACCUCAUUUUCAGAAUGUACACUGUACUUGGAAUGCUACAGCAAUUACAGUCUUGUUUUUUUGGAUUGCAUUAAAUGAUGAAAGAGAAAUCGA
Pantherophis guttatus is the source of this 1628-nucleotide messenger RNA. It is a transcript of the gene TIMM10B, whose product is annotated as translocase of inner mitochondrial membrane 10B. NCBI's taxonomy places the organism in Eukaryota, Metazoa, Chordata, Lepidosauria, Squamata, Colubridae. The record is from RefSeq and is a predicted model, not a curated record.